UAUAUAUCGGUUUCUCUCUUCCUGUUAUUGUAUGCUUCCUGCAGAUACUUGGCACAUCUUUGAGACGAUUCAGCAGUGCACACUAAGGAGAUGCAGCCACAUCUAUAGGGUGUGUCCUUCCUGAGAGGAGAAAAACAUUUUCCUUCUCUCCCUACAUGUUUCAGAGGGUGAAAACCAGAAGAUCCUGGAUCAUGUCUUCCACUCUGUUGUGGUACAGGAGAAGCCAGGCUCCUGGUACCUGCCUGUCAGCCCUUUAUUUUCCCAGGCACUCUCGCUCCUCAGAAAAACCUGCACAGGGAGCCUGACUACGUGGUGGUGUUUUCCACUUAGUAUGAGACAGGACACCACCCUCCAUCAGCAAAGAAGCAGCCAGAGCCAGGUCUUCCCAGGAGAAGGUAGCUCUCUCAGCUCUCACUCUCCUCGGGGUAGGGUCAGGACUGGAAGGAGACCUGGGACAGGAGCAAAGCGUGUCAUAGUGAUGCACAGGUGCAGGCUGUCGGACUUGUUCUCACAGGGACAACUUCCAUGUUUUGUGCGUGCAGAAAUUCCAGGCUGUAGGAAGCCAAAUUCUCUGCUUGAGUGAAUAACUUCAUCCAUCAGCAGAAAGGAAUUUGGUAAUUUCUUUCCCUUAAAAGGCAAAAGGAGAUAAAUGGCAAGACAGCAAUCUUAGAAUUGCCGGGCAGCUUAUGAAAUUGCCACCUCAACCUUGGGAGACAGAGGAAGGCCUUUCCACAUUAUUGUUUGGCUGAGACUUGAAAAUGCAAUUUGCUGGCUUCUCUGUUGCUUCUUUUUAUACAUCGUUCUUCAUGUUUUAUGCAAUAAUCAAAGGGAAAAAGGUUUUACACAAUCAACUUCAAAGAAGUACAGUGUCUGAAGGCUGAGUAAUGCUACUAAACUAUGCAGUAGUCCUCAAAGAAAAAGAAGGUGUUGCCUACACAGCCAUAUGACCGGAGUGUUCAGCCUUUAGAAGAUAAAUUAAGGGCAUGUAUGUUGGUAUAGAGCAGACCAGGGUAGGUCAGGGGACUAUCCCUAGAAGGGAGAUUUGUCCAGAGGUGGAUGUUGGGGCCAGGGGGUGGUUUGCACUUUGCUCUGAAGUGCUAAGUGUGGUCUGAAACCUGCUUCUGGAAGCAUGUGGGUGCUUGAGGUGCCUGGGAGAGGCUCCCUAUUUCCAGCAUGGUGGGUUUGGACCAUGCAAAGGUUGUGAGAUGAAUUCCAUGGCUGUGCUGUCGCAGGCCGUGGCCAUGCCACGGUGAGCAUGCUCAGUGCAGCCAAUGCCAAGUUCUGCCUGGACUUUUUCAAAGACCUGAUCGAAGUAAAAAGAAAUGAGAAUAUCUUCUUCUCCCCACUGAACAUCUCAGCUGCCCUGAGCACAGUCCAGCUGGGUGCUGGAGGCAACACAGCAAAAGAGAUGGAGAAGGAAAAUUUAAGUGCUGUUCCCUCCUGGCUCUAAUACAAAGAUGCUAGCCCUUGUCAAUGAUAUAUACUUCAAGAGGCAAUGGGAUUCAAAAGUUGAGAAGAAAAACACCAGGAAAAUGCCUUUCAGGCUGAACAAGGAGCUUAAACCAAUGCCCUGUGCAGAAGUAUGCUGUGGUUUGAGGAGCAUUCAUGGAAAAACAGCAAGACAUUUCAAACAGGAAAAUAACGCCAGAAAUGUACUACUUCUUAUAAUUACGUUGCUCUGUCCUUGCUGCCUAUGCCUUGCUGAAGCAUCAUAAGGCAUUCAAAAAACUAUGGAACAAAUGGCUACAUUCCUCUUCUCCAUGAAGGACAAAAUUUCCGGUUGAAAAAGAGAACAGGUAGGUAAAACUCCCUGGAAGGCAUUUUCAAGAAAGGAGUCUUCAGAAGCAUGGAACUGCAGCAGCCAAAGGGAAUUGCCCUACCUCUCUUCUGGAAUCAUUGCCUUAUGCCACAAUUGGCCAAAUAGGUACUUCAGUAAUUCAUAUUCUAUAUUUUUGUUUCCCUUCCUACUGUGCCACCUGCAGGAACUUUAAUAAUUAAUUUUUAUUACAAAAACAUCUGUAUUUAAAUUUGGUGGCAUAAUUUUUAAUAGCAACAUGCAUCAACAUCUUUAGAAUUUAUUUUUACAGGUAAAACAUCUGAAAAUUCCUUUGUUUCUAUUAGUUUUCUUUGAAUAAAUAGGUAUUUUAUUUUAUUUUUAAUUUAUGUAACAGUAUGCAUUUAAAAUUGUGACUUCUCUGUGAAUUCCUGGAGAUAAGAAAAAGUUCAAGAUCCCACUAAAGGUCCCCUAAUUAUCCUAACUGCUUGCAACAGACAGGAAUGUGAUUCAUCAUGAAUGAAAAUUAUGCUGCCACUGGGAGUGGCAAUGGCUUUAUAUUCCAUUGCUCUAGCAGCCCUGACAUCAAGCCUUACAGUCAAAUUGACACCAUCACUCCUGAGGAGAAGGUAACUAUCUCCCUGAUCUUUAAUUCUAACCUUCACAUUACAGAUGAUAUGUUGAGGACGUGUCUAAAGAUUAAUAUAUACAUUAGCGAUGUACACAUCUGCCUAGCAUAAAUAUACUGUAUGUAUCACCUUGAAGAAGUAAGAAUAUUUUCAAGAUGCUAUGCAGUGCUUUGGAUUGUAUUAAAAUUUAUGAGUUGUGUGAUAAAGCUGUGCUUAACUUGUACCAGGUGUGUUUCUAAAGAAGAUUAAAACCAAACCACUUCUCACUUUUUCUGCAUGACCCAGGUACUGACAACAUCACGAUGGGCUCACUUUGUGCAGCCAAUGCCAAAUUCUGUCUUGACUUUUUCAAAGAGCUGAGCAAAAUGAAAAAAAAUGAAAACAUCUUUUUCUCACCACUGAGUCUCUCAGCUGCCUUUGGAAUGGUUCUCCUCGGUGCCAGGGGCAACACACUCAAACAGAUAGAGAAGGUAUUUCAUUUUGGUGAAGUUUUGACUGAUGCAACGCAAAGAACCAGAUAUCCUUCUGAGAAGUGUGAAGAAGCUGGAGGAGUCCAUUCCCAGUUCCAGGCACUGUUAGCUGCAGUCGGUGAACCCAGCCCAGGCUGCUUUCUCACCACUGCCAACAGGCUCUUUGGAGAAAUCACUUACCCGUUCUUCCAGCAAUACUUGGAUUCCACAAAGAAGUUCUAUAGAGCAGAAUUGGAAGCAGUUGAUUUUAAAUAUACUAAGGAAGAAGCCAGAGAGAAAAUCAACUUCUGGGUGGAAAAUGAGACAAAAGGUAAAAUCAAAGACCUAUUUGCUGCUGGGUCUAUUGAUCCCUCCACUGUACUUGUGCUGGUCAAUGCCAUAUAUUUUAAAGGAAAGUGGGCAGUAGAAUUUAAGAAAGAAGAUACCAAGGAAACAUAUUUCAGACUGAACAAGAAUGAGAGAAAGACAGUGCAGAUGAUGUUUCGGGAAGGUUAUUUUAAGCUGGCCAUCAUAGAGGAACCAAAAAUUAAAGUGAUAGAGCUCCCUUACUUUAAUAAUGAACUGAGCAUGCUUAUUCUUCUUCCUGAAGUUGUGUAUGAAGACUUUACUGGCCUAGAACAGCUUGAAAACACCCUCACAUAUGAAAAAAUAGCAGAAUGGACCAGCUUGGAUAAGAUGCAACAGCUGACAGUGAAGGUAUACCUGCCCCAGUUCAAGAUGGACGAAAGUUAUGUUCUCAACAAAACACUCCAGGAGAUGGGAGUGAUGAACGUUUUUGACUGGGGAAAAGCGGAUUUAUCAGGAAUCUCUAGGAAAGAUGGUCUGGUUAUGUCCAAGGCCAUUCAUAAGUCAUCUGUGGAAGUGAAUGAAGACGGCACUGAAGCGGUUGCUGCCACACAGGUUGUUGCAAUGCCUUUGAGUCGCUCAAUUUCUUAUGAGUUCAAAGCUGACCACCCAUUUCUUUUCUUCAUCAGACACAACCCAACCAACACCAUUCUCUUCUUUGGCAGAUAUUCCUCCCCUUAAGUGAAAGUUAUUUUGGAAAUUAGAUCUUUCUCCCCACUGACAUUCCCAUUGGCAAUUACAGAGGACAAAAGAGAGCACAUUCUCACAGAUUUCGUGAGGGAAAAACUGGAGAUCAAAACCUAAAAAGUUUUAACUGUUAAAUUCUUAGUAUCAGCUCCUGGUAUGAUUUACUUUUAGGAGGGACUUAAUAAAUCUGAAGGACAAGCUAAAAUAGCCUCUACCUUAAAAAGCAAUAGACAUAUCUUUUCUAUUGUUGAGCUUUCCCCUUUCCUAAUGUAGUACUCCUACAAUAAAGCCAUGAUUUUAGUGCCCUAAAGACAGGUGAUAGAUUCUCAAGCAUGAAGCAGACAAGAGGAUAGGGAUCUGCAUUAGAAGGAUAUUUGUAUGUAAUUAGGUACUCAAUCUCUUUUGGAUUUACCUACAUGAGCUUUGCGUAGAUCUCCAGAAAAAUGCCAUUUUGUAUGGGAGUAGCGAAGUAGCACAAGUUUCGUGUUCUGUUUUAUCCCUCAUCAGAAUAAAAUAAAAAUAAAACUUAUAUGUUGAUGGUAUUUAGGUGGAUAGCCUGUAUUUGUUCUAUUUUUAAUAAUAAAACCACUGCAAAGUAAUUAUGAAAUGUAGUAGUCUGCAGAACUAAGUGGACAGCCAAAUAUUCUGUUAAAGCAAGUAAAAAUAAUGGCAAUAAUUUCUAAAGUGUCUAAGUAACACUGUAGUCUACCUCCCAUUUUUAAAUAUUCAUUGUUCUGAGUAUGGGCACAGGACAACUCGACAUUAGGAAAGGUAAAACCUGAGCCUCACCUCCUAUUUCUCUCUUGCAUUUGAUUUUAUGAAGGAAUUAAGAGUGCAGUUUUAGGACAUGGAUGAGCCAGUCUAAGGCAGUUAAGGGGAUGAUGAUGCUCCCACUGUCUCCUUUCUUCCAUGUGUUUCUGCUCCUUCCCUUAUGCUGUCAUUAUUACUGGGUGAUGAGCAAUUCACUGGGACCUAAAUCAAAGGGAAAAUUUUUGCUAAAGUAAGCCUGCUGAUGACGUAGUCCCUUAAACCGCCUCUCAGAUGUUGUGGUGGUGGGAAGGCAUAGCUGAGGGAUUGUGGAGAAAAAAGCAGCCCAUCCAAUUCGGUGUCACAUAAUAUCCAGAAUCCACAGACCCAUAAAAAAUACCUUUUUUUUUUUUUUUUAAGGAAAAAUUUUUCAACCCUUUGAUGACUCACCCUGCUUUUCCUCUUACUCUUUUUUUGGGAAGAAGGUAACUACUGGGAACAUACUAAUGUUAUUUCAGAACUGCAGAUUGAAAAGCUUUCCCAAAUGCUGAGAUAUGCAUGAAAAACUGUAAAUUACAGAACCAUGCAUUUAAAAAAUUGCUAAAUAAAUCAGGCUCAUGAGGUGUCUUGCAAUUUCAAUAUGAAAUACCGUCUGAUACAGUAAAGUUACUGGCAGAGGCAGAAUUUUCAUAUUAAUUAGCUGGUAAAAGAUGAGAAUGCCAAAUACAAGCUGUGGAUUCUUCUGAUGAAGAGAGUAUGUGAAAAAUAGCCAUGUGUGUUUUUCAGCAACUACCAUAGGUAUUUAAUAUAUAUCUGGUUUGACUCAAACAUGUAUUACUUAUGCUAAAAAAAAAGAAAGGUGAAAAAGUGCUAGCCUAUAUAUACUAGUUUGUAUAACCAGAUCUGU
This is a messenger RNA of Cygnus atratus (black swan), 5559 nucleotides long. RefSeq names its product serpin B4-like. Gene Ontology annotation, biological process: negative regulation of endopeptidase activity. Gene Ontology annotation, molecular function: serine-type endopeptidase inhibitor activity. The record is from RefSeq and is a predicted model, not a curated record. NCBI's taxonomy places the organism in Eukaryota, Metazoa, Chordata, Aves, Anseriformes, Anatidae. The transcript is spliced from 12 exons. Bases 2706 to 3899 code for a protein of 397 amino acids.